Lampris incognitus (smalleye Pacific opah) is the source of this 2217-nucleotide messenger RNA. It is a transcript of the gene lrrc4ba, whose product is annotated as leucine rich repeat containing 4Ba. The record is from RefSeq and is a predicted model, not a curated record. The coding region runs from base 1 to 2217 and encodes 738 amino acids. Gene Ontology annotation, cellular component: plasma membrane. The transcript is spliced from 2 exons. Gene Ontology annotation, molecular function: protein binding. Lineage: Eukaryota; Metazoa; Chordata; Actinopteri; Lampriformes; Lampridae.
AUGCGCAUCACCACGGUGACCUGCCUUCCCUGCCCCUCCCCCCUUUUCCUCCUAUUGGUCCACCUGCUGCUGCGGCUCCUCCUCUCUGGACCGGAGCUCGUGGGAGCCGCCUCCUCUUGCCCCUCCCACUGCACCUGCUCCAACCAGGCCAGCCGAGUCAUCUGUACCAGGCAAAGCUUGGAUGAGGUGCCCGAGAGCAUAUCAGUCAACACGCGAUACCUCAACCUACAAGAGAACGCAAUACAGAUUAUCAAGUCGGACACUUUCAAACACUUGAGGCACCUUGAGAUCCUCCAGCUCUCAAAGAACCAGAUCCGACAGAUCGAGGUUGGUGCGUUCAAUGGCCUCCCCAACCUCAACACUCUGGAGCUCUUCGACAACCGCCUCACACUGGUGCCCUCACAUGCCUUCGAGUACCUCAGCAAGCUGCGGGAGCUGUGGCUGCGGAACAACCCCAUCGAGACACUACCUGGCUACGCCUUUCACCGCGUGCCCUCGCUCCGUCGGUUGGACCUGGGUGAGCUCAAAAAGCUGGAUUUCAUCUCAGAUGCUGCCUUCGUGGGCCUUGUCAACCUACGCUACUUGAAUCUGGGCAUGUGUGGGCUUAAGGACAUUCCAAAACUGACAGCGCUGGUGCGACUGGAGGAGCUAGAGCUGUCGGGGAACCGUCUGGAGAUCAUCCGACCUGGGUCCUUCCAGGGCCUGGUGUCUCUCCGCAAGCUGUGGCUCAUGCACUCACAUGUGUCUUUCAUUGAGCGCAAUGCCUUCGAUGACCUGAAGAACCUGGAGGAGCUCAACCUGUCUCACAACUCCCUUCACUCCUUGCCCCAUGACCUCUUCACUCCCCUUCACCAGCUGGAGAGGGUGCACCUCAACCAUAACCCCUGGGUGUGCAACUGUGAUGUGCUGUGGCUGAGUUGGUGGUUGAAAGAGACAGUUCCCAGCAACACCACGUGCUGUGCCCGUUGCCGUGCUCCUCCUGGCUUGAAGGGCAGGUAUAUUGGUGAGCUCGACCAGAGCCACUUCACCUGCUAUGCCCCCGUCAUUGUAGAGCCACCCACUGACCUCAAUGUCACCGAGGGCAUGGCUGCUGAGCUCAAGUGCCGGACUGGAACCUCCAUGACAUCUGUUAACUGGAUCACCCCUAAUGGAACCCUAAUGACCCAUGGCUCCUAUCGGGUCCGCAUAUCCGUUCUGCAUGACGGCACGCUGAAUUUCACAAAUGUCACUCUGCGAGACACGGGCCAGUACACCUGCAUGGUCACCAACUCUGCUGGCAAUACCACCGCAACUGCUGUGCUCAAUGUCACCGCUGCCGAUGUCAGUGUCAACUAUACCUACUUCACCACUGUCACUGUGGAGACGGUGGAUUCCACAGGUGAGGAAGACUCUGCCCUGACAGCCAUCAACGAGACCUUCAUCAAAGUUCACCCUGGUCCCACUCCUUCUGGCCACCUGUGGCCAGAUGGCAUCCCCACCACAGCCUCCUCACUGUCACCCAGCUGGUCCUCCCCCUCUCCAAGGGCCACCCGGCCCACCUUCACUGUGCCCAUCACUGAGCCAGGCUUCUCCGGCCUGGAGGACGUGAUGAAAACCACCAAGAUCAUCAUUGGCUGCUUUGUAGCCAUCACAUUCAUGGCAGCCGUGAUGCUGGUGGUGUUUUACAAGCUAAGGAAGCAGCACCAGCUCCACAAGCACCACGGCCCUGCCCGUGCCAUUGAAAUCAUCAAUGUGGAGGAUGAGCUUGGGGCCGGGGCAGGCGGCCGUGGUGGUGGCAUUUCGGGGGGCUCCACGAUUACCCAGAGUGGAAGUGGUGGGAUAGGUGGGGGCCAGGGCCUGAGGCUGCAUCACCCAGAGAUAGUCAACCUGCCCAACCUGGCACGAUCAGAGCACCUCAAUCACUACUACAAGGCCCAUCACUUCAACAACAAUAUGAUGGGCUUGGGCUUGAGUAUGGGUGCCAGCUCUGGUGUGGGCCUCAACAACAACAACAACCCCUCGUCCUGCUCUCAGUCCCAGAACCCGCCGAUCUCCUGCUCCCAGGGUCCAAUCUCCACCAGUGGGGGCACAAUCACGGGUGGCUCCCUGCCCUCCCCUGUGCCCCUGCCCCAGCUGGGCAUCCACAGUUCUCUGAAGGGCCUCAUGGGAAAAGGCCAGAACGAGCCACUGCUCUUCAGGAGUGGAUCAAAGGAAAAUGUGCAAGAGACUCAAAUCUGA